Messenger RNA from Eupeodes corollae, 1083 nucleotides. RefSeq lists its product as uncharacterized. The transcript is spliced from 4 exons. Gene Ontology annotation, cellular component: NURF complex; MLL1 complex. NCBI's taxonomy places the organism in Eukaryota, Metazoa, Arthropoda, Insecta, Diptera, Syrphidae. Bases 124 to 798 code for a protein of 224 amino acids. The record is from RefSeq and is a predicted model, not a curated record.
CCCAAACAUAUAUUUCCUUGUCCUGUCAUCUAAAAUUUUGACGUUUCCUCAUAAAAACUAUACCGCCUUUCGCUCCAAAAUAAAUAAAAUUAAAAAUCUAAAAGCAAAACGAAAACGAAAACAAUGGGUUCAGCUUCAAAAGUAGGAGAGAUUUUCACUGCAGCCGGUCAGGCAUUCAACCGCCUUGGGGAGCUGACGAUGCAAUUACAUCCCAGUUCAGAUUCACCAACAGGGAGCAAAUGGACAGAUGAAGAAAUCGAAAUGUUGCACUCAUCGAUAACCCGUUUCUCAGAAGAUCUAAGCAAAAUAAGUUUACGAAUUAAAAACCGCACAGUGUCACAAAUACGUCAAACGUUGAAAAAGAAAGCCUACGAAGACGCAGGCAUCCCGGCCAAGCUCGUUCCAACCAAUCAAGUUCAGCAAAUACUCAAUGCUCCCCCGGUCCAACAACAGGUACAGACCUCACAGCAGCAGCAGCCAAAACUUAUUCAGCAGCAAGUGAUCAUACAACAGGCGACGACGCCAAUGACAGUGAGCUCGCAACUACAGCAGCAUCCGCAAACGAUACAAUCCCAGCCCCACCAGCCACCGCAAACUGUGACCAUUCAGCAACUUCAACAAAUAAAGUCCGAGACAGUGGUGGUGGACAACAGUGCAACUGGCCUGAUGACCGGCACCAAGUCUGGCGACAUGAUGAUCACCCUCAAUCGAUUGAACACCCAAGAGAACGAAGUCGAUGUUGAAUGCUUGCCCUCCGACGUUAAAUUAGAGUUUUCUGGGGAGGAGGUGGCCGGGUGAAAUCCAGCCCAAUAUGACGAGUACUAUUUCUUCAAGAAGUGAAGUAAAGUAGCCCCAAGAACGUUGUGAACCAUGCACCAUCCAACUCGGCCCUGAAACGAAACAAUCCCCAAAACAAAUCUGUUCUCUCGACAAAACAAUUUGGCAUUCGUAAUUAGUUUAUUUUUAAGUAUUAUGUAUAAAAACAAACAAACAAAUACCCUUUCGAUUACUAUACCUAUUACAUCAAAAUUAUAACUGUACAAAUAACUAAUAAAGUAUCCUAAUUAUAAUCUUUAAGUCUAA